AGUUUCACUGAACUAGCGUCUCUUAGGCGGGAAUAUGUGUGUAAGGCUAACAAAGAGCAACGCUGUAACGUCAGAGUCGUAAUAAAUGGAGCAUAUGUGUUUUCAAACGCGCAUUAUAAUGAGCCAAUAUUAGCUCACUGGCUAAUGGUAGCAUGGACAGGGCACCUUCCCCAACAAAGAGGAAGGAGGACGACAAGAGUAAACAGCGAGGUAAGGAGAAGUCAGGAGCCGCCAAGGAAGGAGCAGACAAAGGCCGGGGCCGAGACAAGAACCGCACGCGGCGCAGUGCCUCCAGCGGGAGCAGCAGGUCCAGCUCCAGUUCCAGCAGCAGCUCGGGCUCCAGCUCGGGCUCCUCCAGCGGCUCCAGCUCCUCCGCCUCCAGCCACUCAGGCUCAUCCAGCUCCCGCUCCUCUUCCUCCUCCUCCUCGUCCUCCUCGCCGAGUCCCAGCCGCCAGCGCCACAACAACAGACGGCGUUCGCGCUCAAAGUCAAAAUCAGCAAAGAAGGAUGACAGGGACCGACGGCGCAGGAGCCCCACACCCAAACCCACCAAGGUCUACCUGGGCCGGCUGACCAGGAAUGUUAUCAAGGAACACAUCCAGGAGAUCUUCUCCACUUACGGCAAGAUCAAGAUGAUCGACAUGCCCAUGAACCGCGUCCACCCUCACCUGUCCAAAGGUUACGCGUACGUGGAGUUUGAAACACCCGAGGAGGCAGAGAAGGCCCUGAAACACAUGGACGGCGGUCAGAUCGAUGGUCAGGAGAUCACAGUCACCGCUGUGCUGACUCCCACAGUGCGCCCUCCCCCCCGCAGGCUGUCCCCUCCCCGCAGGAUGCCCCCUCCACCCCCAAUGUGGCGACGCACACCACCCCGAAUGAGGAGAAGCCUCCUCCUCCUCCUCUUCGUCCCCCUCCACUCCUCCGCUGUGUCCCUUCGAUCAUCAGUGUGACCAAACAAAAAAACACAUGUUCGUGGUUAAUCGUCAGCACUUGAGUAAUGAGAACACAGACACCAAAAUCAUUACUGUAUCCCCGAGAGAAUUAUUUUUAGCCAGGGUGUUAUGACAACAAAAUAUAAAUAUUAAAGGGUAAGACACAAGCAUUAUGUGAAAACUGAGCUCUUAGGCUAAAUACUAAGUAAUCCUAAGUGUGAAUAUAGCAGUUUUGUGGUUGAAGGGGAUUUAGAAUCGUACGUUUUUAGGAAGUGAAAGUGAUCCUACACCCACUUGAGAAACUCACAACAGGAAAACUGAACUAUGGGAUGAACUGCCUUUUUUAGUAGCGUAGUUGACUUUUGCAAUCAACAAAAUGCAAAAAGCAGCAAAGUACAGGAAACUGCAUAACUUGCACUAUGCACAAAUGAAGGCUAGAAUUAUAUUUUUUACCAAAAUUGCUAAAAUGUGCUGCUUUUUUGUAAAUUGCUUUCAGCGUUGGGGUCAGAUCAUGCGGCUUGAGUCUAUUGACGGCUACUGGUCCGCUCUAAUGUUGAGGAUGCAUCUGUGUGUCAGGUACCUUCAGGCCAUUUGGCUACAACACCAGUUUGAGUUGAUGCCACAUGUGAACCCCAGACAAUCUGCAAAGAAAAGAUUAGAUCUUUUUUAUCUUAGUGGAUAUUUUAGUCUCAUUCUUCAUGCUCAUCAUGUUAGUGGAUGACAUCAUGGGAUAUUUCAAUGGCCAAUGCCGAUAUUUAGAGAGCAGGGCGGCCAAUGGCCAAUAUAUGGCCCUGUUAUCAAAACAAAGAAAAGUCAUUUACAAUUCGACUACUACAUGCACAUUACAAUCAAACAUAAUGGUUAUCUUAACCAGUAACAUGGUGUUUAAGAUGGAAUUGUUAUUAAUUAAUGAAAUAGGAAAACACAAUGGGUUAUGCUGUAGAUUUUAGUAUGUGACAUUUAUGUAUGUCAUUCAACUGUACUAUUCUAUACAUCAUAAUAACAUGUAUUUUACGCAAGCCAGUAACCGUUGACAUUCACCCAGGCAACGACGUGCCAGCCAAACAUUUCUGAUAAUGUUUCCACUCAUUUUAUUUAAUGCACAAAUAGCGCAUUAAAAAUGUGCGCAUAAACAGGUGAUUGGAAACACUUUAAUGUGUUAGUCAUCUACCAUCAUAUAUUGACGUCAUGUUAACAUGGAGCAAAUAAUUUACAGGGAAUCACAUGAAUGAUUCAAGUUUCUGUGUUCUCAUCACUGAAGCAGCCAGUUGACUAAUAAAUAAAGACUGGAACAUUCUUAAAAUAACCCUACAGGACAAUAUGGCAAUCCGUGUUCUCUGAGGUCAUGUUUAGUGCUCUCCAGUGUUAGCACUUAUUAUAAUUAUUACUUACAGUUCCAGAUUUUCAGGUGCUACUAGUCAUUAAAUCAGUAUUGUGUUUUAAAAGCAUCCCUUCUGUAGCCCCGCUCUUCAUUUGUGACAGAUCCUCCAGCAUCACUUCUUCCAGUAAAUCAAAUUUACAAAGGCAGCUAUACAAGUGAGUCACAAUAAGUCAAAUACCAGUGAACAGCAUGUGUCCGCUUCAGUAAAAGCCUGAAAAUGACAGUGUUACAUUCUCAGUACACUGAGGUCAGAGGGUUAUCAUGGGAAUUACCGGUGCAUCAGGAAUGUGUCACUCUGUGAUCUUCUGAUCCACUUAACUUGUUUUCAUCAGUGGUGGACUGAUGCAACCUGCUUGACUUGGUGUGUGUGUUUAUUUUAUUUUAUUUGUCCCCUAAAAUCUUAUUUUGUAUAGCUGGCUGUGUGUGGUUCAAUUGAUGGCUGGACAAUAAAGUUAAUGGCUUGAACUGUCAAAAAAAACAAA
Messenger RNA from Morone saxatilis (striped sea-bass), 2795 nucleotides. RefSeq names its product RNA-binding protein with serine-rich domain 1-like. Gene Ontology annotation, biological process: mRNA splicing, via spliceosome. Gene Ontology annotation, molecular function: RNA binding. Gene Ontology annotation, cellular component: ASAP complex; cytoplasm; nucleoplasm. Lineage: Eukaryota; Metazoa; Chordata; Actinopteri; Moronidae. The record is from RefSeq and is a predicted model, not a curated record.